This is a messenger RNA of Pseudogymnoascus verrucosus, 468 nucleotides long. RefSeq lists its product as uncharacterized. Lineage: Eukaryota; Fungi; Ascomycota; Leotiomycetes; Thelebolales; Thelebolaceae. The record is from RefSeq and is a predicted model, not a curated record. The transcript is spliced from 2 exons. Bases 1 to 468 code for a protein of 155 amino acids.
AUGGAGAGGUCUUUAGGCCCAUUCUCUGCGUGCAACCAGAAGUCGCCCUCUUACGCCCAAGCAGCGAGCAAGUCGCCGGUCUACGCUGGCUCCGGCAAGCUCGAGGUGUAUUUUGAUGAGAGCAACUACGAUGGGACGCGAGACGACAAGGGGGCCGAGAUUUGCCAUUUCGAUUCUGGCAAAACCAACGAGAUUCUGAAGAAUGAAGGCUGUCAGGGAUUUGCCCUCUAUGUUCCCAGCUCCUCCUUCCCAACCGACAAGUCAACAGUUGUUGCCCAGCAGUUCUGCCCGGGGGGGUGCUCGAGCUGGUGUGGAACUCUUACCAUCACGAGCAAUCAGCUGGUCGUCGAUCAUCGUUCAUCCUGCGAAAAUCCUACACAGCAUGUCAUCGUGAGCUCCACUGCGCGGGAUACUUGGAACAGUGUCAUCGUCCGCUUCAAGGUCUCCGCAGCAGAAAAGGGCGCGUAG